Lontra canadensis (Northern American river otter) is the source of this 1074-nucleotide messenger RNA. RefSeq names its product RNA binding motif protein 38 (gene RBM38). Lineage: Eukaryota; Metazoa; Chordata; Mammalia; Carnivora; Mustelidae. Gene Ontology annotation, molecular function: RNA binding. The transcript has 4 exons. Gene Ontology annotation, cellular component: cytosol. The coding region runs from base 121 to 837 and encodes 238 amino acids. The record is from RefSeq and is a predicted model, not a curated record.
UGAACGGGCCCCGCGGCUGGAUCGGCGCCGGUGCUACCCUGCUCGCUCCCCGCCGCCGCCCAUGAGCCCAGCGCCGCGCGGCCCGGGUCUGUAGGCGGCGGGGCGCCCCCCCCCCCCUCCAUGCUGCUGCAGCCCGCGCCGUGCGCUCCGAGCGCGGGCUUCCCGCGGCCCCCGGCCGCCCCCGGCGCCAUGCACGGCUCGCAGAAGGACACCACGUUCACCAAGAUCUUCGUGGGCGGCCUGCCCUACCACACCACCGACGCCUCGCUCAGGAAGUACUUCGAGGGCUUCGGGGACAUCGAGGAGGCCGUGGUCAUCACCGACCGUCAGACGGGCAAGUCCCGCGGCUACGGCUUCGUGACCAUGGCCGACCGGGCAGCAGCUGAGAGAGCUUGCAAAGACCCUAAUCCCAACAUUGACGGCCGCAAGGCCAACGUGAACCUGGCCUAUCUGGGUGCCAAGCCGAGGAGCCUCCAGACGGGCUUUGCCAUUGGUGUGCAGCAGCUUCACCCCACCUUGAUCCAGCGGACUUAUGGGCUGACCCCCCACUACAUCUAUCCGCAAGCCAUCGUGCAGCCCAGUGUGGUGAUCCCGGCCACCCCUGUCCCGUCACUGUCCUCGCCCUACAUCGAGUACACGCCAGCCAGCCCGGCCUAUGCCCAGUACCCACCGGCCACCUUCGACCAGUACCCGUACGCCGCCUCGCCCGCCACGGCCGCCAGCUUCGUGGGCUACGGCUACCCGGCCGCCCUGCCUCAGGCACUGUCGGCCGCGGCCCCCGCUGCCGCCUUUGUGCAGUACCAGCCGCCACAGCUGCAGCCCGACCGGAUGCAGUGAGGGGGCCGCGGACCCGCACCCCCACGCCGGCCGGCAGCUCCGGGACGCAGCCCCACACGGGGCCUCCGGAGACCCUGUGGGACGCCUGCCUGAGCCCAGCCGGACUGGAGGCCGCGUCUCCUUCGAUCCAGGCCCCGCGGUGUCUUCAGGGAGGACCUCGGGGGACGGGGCUGACCGAACGCUGUCCGGAGAUGCACCCGGGACCCAUCUCCCCGGAUCUCGCCCCGCCGCCGCCCU